Trichoplusia ni (cabbage looper) is the source of this 2948-nucleotide messenger RNA. Its product is annotated as mucin-2-like. The transcript has 3 exons. Lineage: Eukaryota; Metazoa; Arthropoda; Insecta; Lepidoptera; Noctuidae. The record is from RefSeq and is a predicted model, not a curated record. The coding region runs from base 607 to 2070 and encodes 487 amino acids.
ACACGAGGAUGGGUGGGAGAACCUCAAGCCCAAUUUUAGUUUCUCGACAGAAUAUUCAUGCGGAACCCUUAGAGUCGCACGUCACUCGCACUUGACCAAUCUUAUUUUUUAUACCAACAGACAGAAUCUGAUUUACCAUAACAUUUUAGCACACAUGCAAUAUCCAUAAUAAUAAGUGUGCCUUUUUACGCCUUUUAUCUCCUUCUCUACGGCAUCAGAAGGAAAUUUUAGCAUCACAUAAUUAGGUAUAAUGCAUAAAAUCAAUCAGCUUACCAAAAUUUUCUACAAGACAACUUUUAUCCUAGUAGAUAUAACCAAAGUCUUUCUAGCGAAUCUCCAUAAAGCAUAUUGACCCUCAUCAAGCGUACAAUGAUCAAAAUAAGUACCAAAACCCCCAAGAUCCAUACAUCCAGUGUAACAUAAAAACAAGCAGCAACAUAUACAGGCCGCAUCAAUCACUCAUGCAAUCCGCAUCGGUUUUUUAAACAGCUGGCAAGUAGUGCCAAGCCCGGUCGAGUUCGCAACAGCGAAGGCAGUGGUAGGAUUAACGCGGCUGUGGACUUCGGCCGACCCGCCAUCGCGCCACACCGUCACAGUCCGACCGGAAUGGCAUACAUACGCGCGAGACCGCUCUUCGUUCUAACUCUGUUACAACUAUGCCGAGCUGAAAUAUCCGACUCAUUGUCAGAAUCAUGGUAUUCGGCGAACGUUAUCAAUGAUGGCUUCCAACCAAAACCGAUAUCGGAAAUAUUCUCAACAGACACGCCGUUUCCAACAAAUCCAGUCAAACCGAUAUCCGAUAUAUUCUCGAGUGAGUCGCCGUUUUCAACAGCAAAUCCAAUAAUUGUUUUGCCGACAUCCACCCCCUACCCACCGGUCGAGGCGUCAACCUUACCGCCUACAAGAAAAAUAUCGACUACAAGUACUUCUGCGGAUUAUACUCAGACGUCGACGCUUGCUCCAACUUUCCAAACAGAGCCACCGUCAUCAUUCCCAACAACAUUACCUCCGUCAUCGUUAGCAAGUACAUUCUCGACGUAUCAAAGUACGCCCUCUACGUUCCAGACUUCACCAGUCACGUUUUCAACUACUCCGUCGACAACGCUUUCGUCCUCUCCACCGCCCCCGAUAGCAUCGCAACCAUAUAGCAUUGAACCAGAAAUACAACAAACCACUUUAUCAGUGCCACAACCGCCUCGCGGUGCUCCCCAAACGCAGUCGCAGCAAAUACGACUGGAACUGGUACCGCAACAAUUUAUCCCAGAUUUCAAUAGACCUAUUGGUAUACAAGCGUCUAUACCGCAACAAAAUUCAGAAACAUCGACUGGAGGGCCACUGUCGAAUUAUUUCUUAAUCUACCAACAAGCUCCACAAAACAUUCAAGGCAUCCCGGGACCUGUGCAAGGACAGGCGCAGUUAACAACUAGAGUCCAAGAUACAACUACACGUACGCCCUCUACAGUGAUUAUUUCACCAGCUGCAACUCAAACAACUCGUGCUGCGCCCUCUACGUCAACGACUCCGGUGCCGUCAACAGUGCGCAUAGUGUCUACACAAACACCUCGAACGACGCAGACUGUUAGAAAUACAAAUUGUCAAAAUGCGCCGAACACGCCAAUUUUGUCCGGUCCCCCGUACCCGUUGAGAAUCCGUGUGAUGGCGCCCAGCGGUUCUAUCACAAACGUGCACUUGAACCCGGCCAGUAGAACAACGACCACAAGGAGGCCGACAACGACGCGAACGCGUAAGAUCAAACCAAGAAAGAAUACGUACGACGCUUGUAUAGACGGUUGCAAGAGAGGAAGGGACCCAAUUUGUGCAGCACCGCUUUCGAGUACAUUCCUAAACCCGGAUACCCUGAAGGGAUUCCCGUCGAUCUGUCAUAUGGCAUGCCACAACUCCUACAGAAAAGAUUCGUAUGAAAAGGUCCUGGAUGGACGUUGCGGUAGGUUGCGCACGCGCAUCAAGACAGUGGACUCCAACAAACUGAAACGGGAUGAACUAAACAAGGCACAGUACUUCGUGGACAACGGUGGCACUAUUGUCGAAUUAUCAGCUUUACCUAACUGAACUUAGAGGGUAUAAAGACGUGAUAAUUUAAUAUUUCUCAAGUACGGUUAGCAAAUGAAGUAUACACGGUUGUCAGAUUUUUUAAAAGGUUAUGAUAGUUUAAUAAAAUAUGUAUUUGAAUGGCAAUUUAAAAUAGGUUUUUAGUAACUUGAUGUAUUUUUACCUUCCGAUACACAUAUUAUUUUGACGAUACUGUAUCUGUUUUGCUAACUGUACUUUUCUUAGCGAUUGUCCAAUACGUUUAGAUUAUAGACGGUUCAUUUUAAGCGUAUUUAUAAUUACGAUAAAAGGCUAUAGAUGCCAACGAACAAUAAUAAUGCAAAUAUACUUCGAAUGUAUCGUAAGUUUUUGCUAUGAUUAUGACAAUUAACUUUUCUAUGUGAACACGCAUAGUUUAAAACAGAUGUUUUUGUGAACUGAUUAAUCGAUGCCUAUCAUCUGUGGUGAAAGAAUUGUCGUAGUAAAGUAUUUUAUUACAACAUAACGUUUAAGAGCUAAUCGAUUAGAUGGAAAAAAAUCGAGUAAUAAAAAUCGAUAAGUUCAUUGUUAUUGUAUAAAAAGUGAAUUAAAUCCUCAAGAAACCUUUUGCUGAGGAUAUUUCUUAUUUGAAUACUUUAUAAAAUGUUUGAUUAUUACGAUAAUACUUUAAUUCUUGUUGUAACAAUAGUUAUAUAUCCUUUAUAAAUCUAUAUUAGCGAUGGAUUUCAUCUAUUUUUGUCGACUGAUAUUUAUAAGAAUAUUUUUACAAUGAAAUGAGAUUUUUAAUACCUCAGCAAAAAUGUACCAUAGACUGUGUGUAUGCCGUCCAAAAAUGUACAUAAAAAUAUUUUAUCUUAUUUCUGGAUAAAAAUAAAUACUUUUUAAAAUGUCUUAACAAA